AUGCCCAUGAACUGCGAUCCCUCAUGUGGCUGCCGCUGUGGCCGAAAUGUGGAACAGGGCAAGUGGCAUGGCGUCCACUCCUACUUACAGCUUUUCUGUGAGGACUGCGCCAGAGCUUCUCCGGAUGAGGACCCUGAGCCAGCAGCCCCUCCAGCCUGCACUGCGUGGAACUCUGUCCUCUGGGAGGUAACCCUCUCUGCUGGGACCCUGCUGCUGCUGCGCGCCGCCGCCUUGGCCACCGGCUUCGUCCUGCCCCCCAAGCUGGAAGGCGUCGGCACAGAAGACUUCGUGGUGCUGGACAGGCAAGCGGUGGAGUACAACCACGCCCUGGGGGUCUGCCAAGCGGUGGGGAUGGUUCUGUGUGCCGUCGCCGGGGCCCUGCUGGUCACCUGUGCCCAGUCUUUUGCUCUGGCCAGAGUGAAGAGAGGCAGGAAGGAGGAGCCGUGGUCCCCCUUGCUGCAGGAGAAUCCCCCCCCCGGGAAAGGGAGCCCCGCGGGUGCAGCCGCUCCACUGCCCUCCAGAGCCUCCUGA
This is a messenger RNA of Gekko japonicus, 531 nucleotides long. It is a transcript of the gene NRSN2, whose product is annotated as neurensin 2. The record is from RefSeq and is a predicted model, not a curated record. Gene Ontology annotation, cellular component: transport vesicle; neuronal cell body; neuron projection. Gene Ontology annotation, biological process: nervous system development. NCBI's taxonomy places the organism in Eukaryota, Metazoa, Chordata, Lepidosauria, Squamata, Gekkonidae.